This is a messenger RNA of Haliotis rufescens (red abalone), 8073 nucleotides long. RefSeq names its product ATPase family AAA domain-containing protein 5-like. Gene Ontology annotation, molecular function: ATP hydrolysis activity; DNA binding; DNA clamp unloader activity. Bases 240 to 5612 code for a protein of 1790 amino acids. Lineage: Eukaryota; Metazoa; Mollusca; Gastropoda; Lepetellida; Haliotidae. Gene Ontology annotation, cellular component: nucleus. The transcript has 20 exons. The record is from RefSeq and is a predicted model, not a curated record.
UGUGGGUCAAAGGUCAUCCAUGAAUGGAGGAUAUUGGCGCCAAUGUUAUGAACAACAAACUUUGUACGCAGCCGAUCCAUCGAAACAUAAUGACUUGUCCAAAAUGAAACAGAUGAAAAGCCCACAUGAAUGGAAUGUGAAAGAUGUGACAGGCUCUCAGCUGGACGCAAGGAACUCUGGAUGAUGACAUUACUACAGCUGCUGUGAUAUGCCAGAUUUCUAGGACACUUAAUACAAAAAUGUUGGAAGACAAGAUUGAGUGUGACAAGGCCACCAAGGCAGGGGUUGGAUCUCCACAAAGCUCCAUACUUGAUUUUUUCGUUUCUCCAAACAAGAGUAACGCAAGCAAAAAGCAGAAGGAAAGGAGUGAGCCUACUGGUUUACAGGUGGCUGCAGACGAAGUUGAAUCUUCGAAGAAGCAAGAGACGACAAGUUUUUUUAAAGGUCAAAGUCAUGAUAACAACGAUAAUUUGACUGCUGUGGCAGAUGAAAGUAGUGAAAGUGUUAUUUUGCUGAGUGAUGAUUCCAACUCUAAAUGCAAUGGUCACGUUACAGAGACAGAGUUGUUGAAUCAGUCGGGCGUGUCGAAUAGAAGGAAGAGUAAACAUAGAGAGGGAAAGGUUGAGAAGAAAAGUAAAACCAAGGCAUCGGACUGUGCAGAAGUGGACAAGUCAGACAAAGACAACAACAAAAAAUCCAGCAAAAAGUUAAAUUUACAGAGACAGAAAUCUGUGGAAACAAAAACCGAGGAUGUGACUGCCUCAACACCUAUGGCAGAUGAGACCAAAAAGCUAAUGGACGAUUCAGAGUCUAAAGUUACAGACGAAGGAGAGGCUUCCAAGAAGAGGAAACGUAAUGACAGUGAUGAUGCUGAAAGAAAGCGGAACAGGACCAGUGAACCGACAGAUGUGCCUGCUGAUAAGUGCCCAUCAACAGAGAUGUCGUAUGAGGCCUUCAUCCAGUCCCUGUCCCCAAAAGGAUGUAAAGACGAGGCAGCAGCGGAGGAGGGGGAUAUAUCGUGCCAGGACGAGAAAGGGGAUACAUCGUGCCAGGAUGGGGAGAAGGAUACAUCACAUCAAGAGGAGAAGAGGGCUACAUCAUGUCAGGACGAGGAGGUGGCUACAUCACGUCAGGAUGAGGAGGUGCAGAUCCUCGAGGCCAGUCCGGAAGAUCAACCCACAGAAGUUACUGACACAAAUAAAUCGCGAGAUUCAAAGAAGAAAAGAAAGUCUGCCAAAGCUUCAUUAUUCAAGGAGGGUUCUGAGACGAAUGUUCAGCCUGUGAAAGAUGACUCAAGUGGGGAUGAUGGAGAGAAGAAAAAGACUCCUUCCAUCCUUAAUUUCUUUACCAAGGUGAAUCCUGAUAAGAACACCGAGCAUCAGGUGGUGACAGUGAUGGCUGAUGUGCACCACCAGCCUAUAAAGGAGAACGGUAACUCGAAGAAAUCACACGAGGAACAGUCAGUUGCUUCACCAAUAGUGUUAUCACCCAAAUCUCCCGGUGUUAUCAAGCUAGAUGAAGAUAUUGAAAUGCUGAGUUCAGAAACUGUGGAAGAGAUAUCCACAACUAAGACUAAGAAGGAUAAAGCCUCCAAGAAAGGUAAAUCAGUAGAUAAAGCUUCAUUAAAGACAGAAGUGAAGGUGGAAGAACCGAUAGAAGAAGUUACCAUUGAAAAAGUGGAGAUAGCACCCAGAAGUGCUGAGGUUGAUGCUUUCCUGAAGAGUUCCGAUAGUCCUGCUGUGCCAGCCAAGUCGGCCCAGGCUACUCUCAGCUUCACAAAAACUGGCCUUAAGGCAACCAGUGCCACCAUCCCUUCUACCAAGACUAGAAUAAGGACACAGCCUGAGGGUAAAUCAACAGCCAAGAUUCCCACAGAGGAAGGUGAUAUAAGUAAAGUUAAGCAAGUGAAAAAGAAACGAGGAAGGAAAAAGAAGGAUGACAAAGGAAACAGUACGAAGGAUGAUUCUAUGGUUAGCAGUGAUGGCCUUGAUAGUCCUAAGGAAGUGAGGACUCGUCGACCAAAAUACCAAGUCAGCAGUCUUCAGUUCGAUGACUCCAGACGAACGCCCAUCAAGAUGAAAAUUAGAUUAAAAAAGGCUAGCAGUGGUGAAGAAAGUGAAUUUACUCCUCGCUCAUCCAAGACUGUGAAUAAAAAAGGGCAGAAGCAAGCUAAGGCUCAACAGCUGUUGGAGAAAGCUAAAAAAGUUAAAAAGACGAGGAAAUCCAAGGUAAAACCCCAGGCCAAGCGUAAACAAGAAUCUGUAACGAGUGGAAACGACAGCAUAGUUGACCUAGACAGUAGCACAGAUGGAGGUGGCCGGCGUCGCAGUGCACGUUUGGCUGUACAGGUCGUACCGGAACCAAUCACUGUGGAGGAUGAAGAGGAUGAGCCCGAAGAGAAACCUGUUCCAGUCAAAGUUAAGAAGUCCUCAAAGACACCUCUGAAGUCAAAACCUCGAGACGUUUCCAAAACACUGAAAGCCAAGGACAGCCCCCGAAAACUGAAAGCCAAGGACAGCCCUCGAAAAUUGGCAAAGGAUAGUCCAAGUAAACCAAAAUCAAAAGGCAAGUUGGCUUCCAUCUUCAUGGGCAAGUCAAAGUCGGAGGUGAAGUUGCAGGAACCAGAGGAUCCUGAGAAGGUGCGACUCCGUCAGGCUUUCCUCAUGAGCGAUGUCCCUGAAAAACUGAAGCGGCAGGUCGUUGCUGUUGCUGCAGUCCAGAGCAUCAUGGAGAACACUGGUCUGCCCGAAAUCAGUCACGUGCAGCAAAUACCUGACUUGCGGGAAGAAAACAGUGUGUGGAACUUGGCACCAGUGAAAUUACCGCUGAGGUCGUCAGAGCCAUUUCAUCGGAGCUGUGUCAUCAACUGGGCUGACCUUGGUAGUCACAGAGUAGUCUCCCCUGCCAAAUCUGAACUAUUCAAGGAUUUCCGCUGCCACAUGGAUCUGCCAGAGGGGGUGAUGGAUGAACUCCUGGGGGAGGUGGAGACUGGUGUGAGGGGCCUCCCAGUCAAGCAGAUCUAUGCUGACAUGAGACGCAAGUUGGAGGAGGAUCUUCGCUCCCAAGAUCCAAGCCUAGACAGCACAGGGACGUCUUCACAGCAGCCCACAGAGUCUGCCACGCAGGAGACAGGGGAGGAGAAGAAGAAGAAAAAGGGAAGAGGUCGCACGAAGGGAGGCAAGCUGAGUCUACCCAAGAAGUCAGAGAGUGUUCCUGCUCCUGAGGUCAUCAGAGUCGGAGAGAUGAUGUGGACGGAGCGCUACCAGCCCUCCCACUCGAUGGAGGUCCUGGGCCACACAGCUCACCUGCAGAAGCUGAAGAGCUGGCUGCUGGAGUGGAAGCAUCGCACUCACAAGGAGGCUCGCAAGAUGAGGCUGCAGAUGCUCAAACAGGCUCAACCGAAGGCUGUCGCCAAAGCAGCCGAGGAGGACAACGCGUGGUGGGGGGAGGAAGACAGUGACUUCGACAUGGACACUGAUGACAGUGAGGAUGAGGAUGACAGUCUGUGUAACACUAUGCUCAUCACAGGGCCCCACGGUGUCGGCAAGACGGCCUCAGUGUACGCCCUGGCUCAGGAACUCGGAUAUAAGGUGAUUGAGGUGAAUGCCGCGUCGUCCCGGAACGGGAAGAAGAUCCUGUCCAAGCUCCAGGAGGCUACCCAAUCUCACCAGGUCGCCACCAGUAAAGAUGGCAGCUCAAACAGCAUGAUGGCAGCCUUGACAAACUCUCAGUCAGGCAGUACACCAUCUUCAGCUAAGCCCGCCAAGAAGGACGCCAAGCUGCCCACGGCCUUCACCAACCUGUUCCGUAAGGCUGGCAGCAAGACCGAUCCUGUAGAAGUGAUUGACCUGGAGGCCGAUACAGCAAAGAAGCAGGAAUCGCCCACCAAGUCCAAGCGGAAGAGGAAACGAGAGAAGGAUGUUGAUAAGGUUGAGAAAACCCCCAAGAAAGCCAAGAAGGAGUUGAAAGCCAUGCCGACCCCCGGGAGAGAUGAGUCCAGUCAGACGGGGGGACUGGAACUGUCCACCACCACGCUCAUCCUGUUCGAUGAAGCUGAGAUCAGCUUCGAGGAUGACAAGGGCUACCUGCCUGCCAUACAGCACUUCAUGAUGAGGACCAAGAUUCCCAUCAUCCUCACCACGACGGACCCCAGCUUCAGCAGCCAGCUGCAGGCACGGUACGAAGGCCUCACCUUUAAACAGCCAUCUCAGCUGACAAUCGCAGGACACCUACAGACAAUCUGCCUGGUGGAACAGGUUAGAACUGGUCUGGACGAAAUGCUGACACUGGUCAAGCUUCACGGAGGUGACAUCAGGAAAUGCCUGCUGUGGCUCCAGUACUGGCUUAGCUCAGGGGGCGGGGCAAGCAAACUCCACCACGCUGUCAACACAACGCCUCGCACAGUUCUACUCAGUGUGGAUGAGAACACCUGCUCACAAGACUCGGACUCCCAGGGCACCAGUGUUGGCACUUCAGCUGUUCCUGAUAAGGACGAUGAUGACUUUGUGGUGUCAAAGCCUUCUGUUGGGAGGAGGAAGAGGGUUUUGGAUGAUGAUGACUCGUCAGGCAGUAAUGUGUUUCCAUCAAGAUUAUCAUCCCAGUCGGACUCAGGCUGUUCCAGCCACCUCCCCCUUGUGCAUUGUUUGAGACUGGAGAGUCUAGCUGGAAUAAGUCAACCAUUACCAGAUGUUUUUGAAAAAGUGCUACAGUCCUAUCUGAGGGAUAGAUGUGAUGAUCAACUAACUGCAAAACUGCAAGAGAUGUGCAAGAACCUCCACAGCAUCGGCAUGUCUUCGCUGUCUGGUAACCUGUUCCAUCUCCUCCCCCUGCCGAAAGUGCUGCCACAGGCCCCCAGUCUGUCACUCGGCUGUACCGAGGCCGCAUCGAAAGAAAACAAACUUUCACGGAUACGCACAGAUCUGUUUGACGAUGAGGGCUCAUGUGAUGCCCCUGAAGAGGAGAAAGUAGUUGAAACAUUGGAAGCUGUUAAAAAUGAUAGUGUUCCCAAAGAGCAAAAGGUUCUUAGUUCAAAAUGUUUAAAUGCCUUUUCUCAAUAUUAUGACUCAAUGUGCGAUAUGGAUAUUAUGGGGGCGUGCACAGAGGUGUUUACAAGUCAGGAGUGCUAUGCAGCUUCAGGGGUGGGGAGUGACUCCAGAAACAACCGAACAAUGUCUGACUGCCCUACAAUGGCCUUGUUGACACGCGAACACAAUACUGAGAUGAAUCUGAGAAGUGCUAGGCAUCUGUAUGGGACCAUCACAACAGCUGUUGACAGUUAUAGAGACAGUCAAGCAGGUGACAAGUUACCAGAUGAGGUAACCCUUCCUGUACCUGGUGGACGAACAACAUUCAGCUUGCUCACAUCUGAGCCAAGGUUGUCUGGGUCUAUUAGGAGAACUCAUGAGAAUGUGUCCGACUCCCUCCCUCUGAACACCUACUGCAGUCAUCGCUCAGUCCACAUGGAUUAUCUCCCCUCCCUUAGGGCCAUCAGCCGAGCAGAGCAACAUCGGCAAAUUGCCAAAACGAAAAGAAGGUUCCACCACUACUUCGACAACAUCGGUAUGUCACUGAAAGAAACAAGUCUCAAUGUCCUGUGUCAAACCUUCUCAUGAGUCUUCAUGAACAGCUUAUAAAGGAUUGAAGUUUGGGAUAGUGCUGAGAAAAGAUCUGUCUGUAAUGCUCAGAGAGGUUGCUACGUUCUGUCUAUAGCGGGGUCACCUAGAGUUUUUUGCCAGCUGUAUUUGGCCCACUUCACAUUCAGUGCAUGACCAUCUGUGGCGCUAGAAACUAUCUCAGUAAAACAAUCAGUAAAACACCAGAUUGAUAGCAUUGUAUUUCUGCUAUCAGUGAAGAAAACCAUUAUGAUACCUCAUUAGUAUUGGAACUGUCACUCUAGAGAACAUGCUUAACAAGCUGUAGAUCAUACAGGUAUAGAUAGGACACUGCCAAAAUAUAGGACAGAUUUUGAAGAGGUCAUGAAAACAAUGGACAGUAGUUAACUAUUAAAAAACUCAUGAUAUUAUUUUUCUUCAUUUCAUGGAAACAAUUUAUUUUCACUUUUUCAAAGCAAUAUUUGCAGCUUUUUUACAAAAUCCAAACUUUGAGGGGCUAAGUACAGACAGUGCAGGUUUCACACACGUCUGAAUGGUAAUAUCUUCCAGGCAUCAAGGAAUCAGCACUGUUUUAUUUUCUGCCUUGGUUUUAGUCUGGGCUGUGAUGUAAAUAUGUACAAGUCCUGUUUGUCCAUAUUUAUUUAAGAGAUUUUUUGUUAAAAUACUGAAAGUGUAAUUUUAAUGUCCUGUGUCGGUAUGGUAGUUUUAACAUGUUAUUGUACAUUGAUUUAUACGAUACUGCAUAUAUACAACCAUGGAAGUGGCAUUAGAAAUUUUUAAUAUAUUUUUAUAUGAAAUGUGUGUGCUUCACAUUCAUGCAAGGGCGUUAUUGAGUGUUGACAAGUCAGUUUGCCUUUGCUUCUAAUUGCAUGAACGAUUUAACUUAUAUGCCAUUGUAAGGCUAUCUUAAAGUAGCUGGAAUAGUAGUAGGGUUACUAGGAUGGGUUUGUGCAUGUGAACCUCUGUCUUGUCAUGUUGACUGAACUGGAAUAGAAUCAGCAUCUUGACUGAGCUGGGUUAGGAACAGCACAAGAAGUCAAUUAAUGUACUGUAGAGAUACAGAUCUGAUACUUGCAGAGGCAUUUUGCAGGAUUUAGCCAAGAAUACGGUCUUUCUGUGAAAUAUUUACUUUGCUGUCAGUAAUUUUUUUAUUUCUGGUAAAAGUAACAGAUGUAUAUGAUUUGAAGAUUUAUUCGAUGAUUACAACACAAGAGUAAAUGUUCACCAAAUGUCAGCCGUGUUUUAGGGUAAUAAUAUUAAUGACCACUUGGCACAUCAGUUCUAUUUCUUUGUGACAACGUUUUGUUUGUCAUCAAACUGAGAGCCAUGGAUAGUAAGGUCGUGUCUGUGACCAAGUGGGGACCAUGGUCAGAAUAUCACUGUGUUAUUGGUUGUUAGAGGUGACUAGAUUGGAUCACGUGGUUGGGCAUGACAUCUUACCCUAACGAAGUGGCUCCUAAUGUAACCCACUAGUUUGCCUGGCCCAGAUUCAAUUAUUUACAGGCUGCCAUGAUAAAGCUGGAAUAUUGCUGAAGGCAAACAAGUAAUAUCCUUUAUGAUACCGUUUCCCAGGCUUGUACAUUGUGUACAACUGUAAUGUGUAAUGGUCUAAUUUUAUUUGAAGGACACAACAAAAUAGACGUCCAACCAAAUACAUCAUGGGCUCCUAGUUUGUAUGCAGGACUCAGUUCAGAAGAAGCAAUUUGAUUAGUUGUUUAUUUCAAGCUCAUGCAAGUAAAUAAAUUCAUUGCAUAUUUAGAGUUAAGAUAGCUUGAGAUAUAGACGUCAGAUCCGAGAUGAAGUUAUUCUGAUGAUUGGGUUCAGGUAUUUACCACAACAAAAUGGCGACACUGGAUGAAUUGAUCUAUGAGAAAAUUACUACCACUGUCCAGGGUUAGAAACUAACAGUUUUUGUCUACUAGUCCUUACAAUGAUAACAUAUAGCAAAACCCUUAAACCAGGGCAAUUUCUACUAGUCCUUAGUAUACCUUUACCAUUGGGCAGUUUGGUAAGGACUACAGGACUAGUGCCAAUUUCUAACGCUGCUGUCAUUACUAUUGAUCACUUCUCAAAGGUGCAGUAUUUGUCCUCACAAUCAGGAAACAUAGGUCAUGAUUUAUUAAUGAAAGCUCUUUGGUUUCAGCAUUAAUUUAUUUAUUUAUGCAAAGCGUAACUCUUUAUUUACCAUCGCACUUCAUUUGAGUGAUCAUAUUCAUAGUGACGUGUACAGUAUGUGUGAAAAACAUUAAUCACAUUCAACCUUUAUCAUAAACAAGUAAUGUCAUGCAAACAUGACUGGAAGAAAAUUCCCAAGAAUUUCCCUAACUUGACCUUGUCGGUCAGCGUGGAGAUACAGUAUUGAUAAAGCUAAUGUCACAUGAACAUCUUGUGUGGAGAGAGUGAUUGUGUAUAGAAGAAUGGAUAUUUGACAUGAAUAAAGUGAACAGAUAUGAAAUGUUUA